Diospyros lotus (date-plum) is the source of this 4518-nucleotide messenger RNA. RefSeq lists its product as uncharacterized. NCBI's taxonomy places the organism in Eukaryota, Viridiplantae, Streptophyta, Magnoliopsida, Ericales, Ebenaceae. The coding region runs from base 354 to 4184 and encodes 1276 amino acids. The record is from RefSeq and is a predicted model, not a curated record. The transcript has 8 exons.
UUCUCUCUCUCUCUCUCUCUCUCUCUCUCUCUCUCGUGUUUGUGUACAGACAUAUAUAAUGCAAAUUUCAUCGGCGAAAACCCCUACGUGUCUCUACCUCUGAAUAUCUAAAUUUUCAUUUUUCUUCGAUCGGUCGAAAUCCAAUUCAUGGCCAGGGCUCUAUCAGUCGAGAAGUCGAUCAGGAAUUCUCCUCUUCUUCGAUCUAUAGAACGAUUGACUGACUCUAAGCAGAUCACUGUGCAGAUGAUGCAUUCCUAAAUCUGUGAAACUCUGUCCAACUUACAGGUUUCUGAUCUGUAUUGGAGGAGCCGGGUGAUGAAAAACUUGAUUAAUGAAUCGGUGAGAGUUUGAAGAUGCCAGGAUUAGCGGCGCAGAGGAUUGGUCAUCAAUUGAGUAAUGGCACCGCGUCGUUUUGCUCGUUUCCUUCUUCAAACGGAUCAGUUUCGGCCAGCGGAUUCUGGUCUAAGCAUCGCGGCGAUGUCACCUAUAAUCAGCUUGAGAAGUUCUGGAAUGACCUCUCAGCACAAGCACGGCAGGAGCUUCUAAGAGUUGACAAGCAAAUGCUCUUUGAGCAAGCUCGUAAGAACAUGUAUUGCUCUAGAUGCAAUGGGUUACUGCUUGAAGGUUUUUUUCAGAUUGUCAUGUACGGAAAGUCUUUGCAGCAGGAUGGAGCAAGUCAGCUCCUUCAUUGCAACAAGCAAGGACCAGUGAAACUUCAAAAUGGUGGUAAUUUGGGCAUCACAGAUGAUGUUCAGGAUCCAUCAGUUCACCCUUGGGGAGGUUUGAUCACAACAAGAGAUGGUGCACUGACCCUUUUAGACUGCUAUCUGUGUUCAAGGUCUCUAAAGGGUCUCCAAAUUGUGUUUGACAGCGCACGUGCAAGGGAAAGGGAGCGAGAAUUGCUUUAUCCUGAUGCCUGUGGUGGAGGAGGUCGAGGUUGGAUCAGUCAAGCAGCAGUGGGUUACGGAAGAGCACAUGGAACUAGAGAAGCAUGUGCUCUGCACACGGCAAGACUCUCUGUUGAUACAUUGGUGGAUUUUUGGUCAGCACUCGGAGAAGAAACUCAAAAGUCCCUUCUAAGGAUGAAGGAGGAUGAUUUUAUAGAAAGGCUGAUAUAUAGGUUUGACAGCAAGAGGUUUUGUAGAGAUUGUAGAAGAAAUGUUAUUAGGGGGUUCAAGGAACUAAAGGAGCUAAAACGCUUGCGAAAGGAUCCUCAGUGCACCAGUUGGUUUUGUGUUGCAGAUACAGCCUUCCAGUAUGAGGUGUCUCAUGACACAGUCCAGGCUGAUUGGCACCAAAUCUUUGUGGAUAAUGUUGGAAACUAUCAUCACUUUGAAUGGGCUCUUGGAACAGCAGACGGAAAAUAUGACAUUCUGGAGUUUGAAAAUGUUGGCAUGAGUGGGAGGGUUCAAGUGAGUGGUCUAGAUCUUGGUGGCUUAAAUGCAUGCUAUAUUACCCUGAGGGCUUGGAAAAUGGAUGGUCGUUGUACUGAACUUUCUGCAAAAGCUCAUGCGUUGAAAGGUCAACAAUGUGUACACAGCAGGCUUGCAGUUAAUGAUGGUUUUGUUACAAUUACAAGAGGGGAAAACAUCAAAAGGUUCUUUGAGCAUGCCGAAGAGGCUGAGGAAGAAGAGGACGAUGAUUCCAUGGACAAAGAUGGGAAUGAGCUGGAUGGAGAAUGCUCCCGUCCCCAGAAACAUGCAAAGAGUCCUGAACUUGCUCGAGAAUUUCUUCUUGAUGCUGCAGCUGUUAUUUUCAAGGAACAGGUUGAAAAGGCUUUCAGAGAAGGAACUGCUCGGCAAAAUGCUCACAUCAUUUUUGUGUGCCUUGCAUUAAAACUACUGGAAGAACGUGUUCAUGUUGCAUGCAAAGAGAUUAUUACACUAGAAAAGCAGAUGAAACUUCUUGAAGAAGAAGAAAAGGAAAAGCGUGAAGAGGAAGAACGUAAGGAGCGAAGAAGAAUGAAAGAAAGAGAGAAAAAGCUGCGAAGGAAGGAGAGAAUGAGGGGCAAAGAGCAGGACGGGGAAAAUAUGUCUUCUGAAUUAAACCAAGAUUCUGACAUUCUGAAGGAGAAAUUGUUGACUACAGUUGAUGAACAGCUGAAUGUCUUCUACAACAGGGACUCGAGCUUUGCUACAUGUGAUAUUACAUCCACACCUGUAUCCCCUGAUACUGGAGACGAGCAUCUAUUCUAUGGGCCUAUCAUUUCAAACAUGGAAAACCACUCUGAUGACAGUCCCAAUGUGGAGAUUCUCCAUCUGAAAGAUAGGAACCAUUUAUUUGGAAUUGAUCAAUCAAAAGUAUCACAUCAGAAUCUGAAACAUAGGAAAUACUUUCAACAGGAUCCUAUGUUGAAAUUGUCUGAGAGGCAGCAAUUUGCGGUUGUCUCAGAAAAUGAGGUUAUGGUCCAUACAUCUGAGCCUGGGAAACAUGCUAAUCCUUUUGAUAUUACCUCAAAGAGUGUAAUUGCACUGAACAAGAAUUUAAGUAAUGCCAUGAAGUUGAACACUAGAAAUAGUGGUGCGAAGUUGAGUGAGAUGUAUCCCUACCCCAACAACCGAAUGACUGGUAGAUAUGACUCCCAUGCUUGCAGCUGUAACCAACGAAAUGAUUACAGGGCAAAGGUGGAGAGGCAUACUUCUAUGCCAAGAAUGGGUCGUCAGACCAAAUCUAUAACCAAGUUGGAAUCUGCAUCAGACAAAUCGAAGCUGUAUUAUUGUGGUGACAAGUAUGAUCAAGUGGACUUUGUGCAUUUGAAUGGUGGGAGGCCCAAAGGCAAGAAUAUCACAGGGAACAAUCCUACUAGAGAUUCACAUUAUAUAAAGAAGAUUUGGGAACCCAUGGAAUCACGGAGGAAGUAUCCCAGACGCAACUCAGACACUGACCUUCUGUUGCAGUCAUCUCCUCUCCAGGAUGAAGGUAAUGAACCCAAUAAUCUUAAGACAUCUGAUGUCAUUUGCUUUGGCGAAGUGUCUGAAAAAGUAGAUACAACCACUCUUAAGGAUAAUAAUUUAGAGGAACGAAGGAACUCUAGCCCUGCUAUGGACAGAAACCGCCAGAACAUGUACAAUAAUGUAGAAGCAAAAGCUCCUCCUUAUUCAAAGGGAGCAGUGAAUGAGGAUGUUCAACUAUCUCCAGUUAGAAUUUGUCCCUUCAGUGGAACUAGUCCAUCUGUGAGCAGCAGUUCUACUUCUGACAACUGUUCAUCAUGCCUUAGUGAGGGAGACAACAAUACGGCCUCUUCAAACUCCCCAAAUUCUGAAUCCUUAUCCUCACUAGAUUCAGAAGAUGUCAUCCAAUAUGCAGAAAGAACAGAAACGGCAUGCGUUCCAAAUGAUUUCAAUGAAAAUCCCAAGGCUGGAAUGGAGAAAAGGCAAAGGGAGAAGGAAGCUGAAACUUUUAAAAGCAGGCCAUCAUUUGGGUAUUCAUCAGACAGUAACUUCCCCAUAAAUUUACCGACAAGAACAGCUCAUAAUCUUGAGAAUGGAAUAAUGAAUGUCAGUGUAGGUUCUCAACAUACAAGGCUGCUUCCACCAAUGCAUAACCAGCACAUGCCCUUGCCGGUGUUUCAAGCUCCAACAACAGGUUACUACCAUCAGAAUCCAGUUCCGUGGCCAUCAGCUCCUGCUAAUGGGUUGAUGCCCUUCCCACAUCCCAACCAUUAUAUAUUUGCUAGCCCUCUUGGGUAUGGAUUAAAUGGCAAUUCGCGCUUCAUGCAGUAUGGCACCCUACAGCAUUUUACUCCUCCCGUGCUCAACCCAGUUCAGGUGUCCAUUUACCAGCCAGUUGUUAAAACCAAUGGUGUGAACUCAGGGGAGCAAACCAAGACUUCUAAGCCAGGUGGGAUGCCAAAGUCGUCAAAUGAACCUAAAAUGGAGAGGAGUGUUCCAGCAGGACAUCAUCCAUUGAAAGAACACCCAAGUGAUGAUGAUUGGCCAAAUGGAAAUAAAAUUUCAGACAACGAAAAUUCAGGCUUUUCUCUCUUCCAUUUUGGUGGUCCUGUGGCUCUUUCUGCCAGACAUAAAUUGAACUCGGUGCCUCCUAAAGAUGGCAUUCUUGGGAAUCUUUCUCCAGAUUCAUCAGCACAACCAGUUGAGCAUGUUCGAGCUUGCAAUAAGAAAGAUACAAUGGAAGAAUAUAACUUAUUUGCAGCAAGUAAUGGUAUAAGGUUUUCAUUCCUCUGAUAAGGUAUUGGAAAGGGGUGUGGGAGCUGUGUGAGAUUUCAGCCCCUAUCCUCCGAUUCAGUAAAGAAAGUUUUGAGUACUUUGUAUCCAGAACUGCAAUAAUCUUCCUCUGGGAAAAUUUUCUGCAUAUUUUAUGAUUUGGUGAUCGGUUUUCUUUAUUUAGUUCAUCUCGUUAUUUUUAUUUAUUUUUAUUUAAUUGUCCAUUUGUUGACUUGUAGAAUAUAAUGACCUUAUAAAGGUUAUUUUUAUUUAAUUAUCCAUUUGUUGACUUGUAAAAUAUAAUGACCUUACAAAGGAUAUGAUAAUGAAUAUAGAUACUUAGCAAGAGAAUCUA